This is a messenger RNA of Candidula unifasciata, 1496 nucleotides long. Lineage: Eukaryota; Metazoa; Mollusca; Gastropoda; Stylommatophora; Geomitridae. The record is from the annotation of a GenBank genome assembly.
CCACUGAUCGAAGCACAGCUUGUCCAGUGAUAUGGGACGACCUGGUCUGUUGGGACAUGACCAGUGCUGGUGCAGUGGCCAGGAAAUCUUGUCCUGGUUACAUCAACGGGUUUAACAAAAACGCCUAUGUCACCAAGUUCUGCACAGAAGAUGGAAUCUGGUGGAACAACCCAUCAACCAACCACUCUUGGACCAACUACACGGAAUGUAUCCGACCAUCCAUCGAUCUCAGCUCUCACGCUGCUCACGGAGACAAACUGCGGCUUCUGUACACAGUCGGCUACAGCUUCUCACUCGGUUCCCUCCUAGUGGCCUUCAUCAUCAUGCUGUGCUGCAAACGGCUUCAUUCCAAAAGUAAUACACUUCACAUCAACCUCUUCCUUGCCUUCAUCUUCCGUGCCUCCAUAUCAUUCCUCAAGGACAUCCUGUUUGUCCAGAAUCUGGGCCUGGCUAAAGAUGUCCGCCGGGGAGAUGAUGGUGCUCUGGAGUUCGUUCAAGACGUUUCGCACUGGGAAUGCAAGCUGAUCAUGAGCAUCUUCAUGUACAGUGUCAACGCCUGCAACAUGUGGAUCUUUGUGGAGGCCCUCUAUCUGACCAUGUUGGUCUCCAGACCCUUGUUCACGGAGAGACGCGGCCUUCGCAUGUACAUGAUACUGGGAUGGUCUUUACCUUUAUUAUUUAUCAUACCAUGGAUACUGUUGAAAGCCCUUUAUGAGGAUACGUUUUGCUGGAACAUACAAAGUAACCCAGAUUAUUAUUGGAUCUUACGAGGAUCUGGCGUGGGCGUAGUUGUGAAAUAUGGUCAAUUGCUGUACAUCUGUGUUUGCAGAAGACUUGCCAAGUUCAUCCUGGUGCUGAUCCCACUGUUCGGCAUCAUGUACAUCGUCUUCUACGUGGCCAUGCCGUCCAACUUCGAGGAGACGGAGUUCAAUGUCACCUACCUGUACCUGGAGAUGGGCUACAAUUCCUUCCAGGGAUUCCUACUGGCGUUGCUCUUCUGUUUCCUCAACGAGGAGGUUCACGGAGAACUCAAAAGAAUGUGGCAGCGUCAUAGAAAACAUCGCCUUACCAUGUCAGCCAUUAGAUCGGACUACUUUCAUUCAAACAAUCGCUUGAAACAUUCCAUUAUUUCCAGGGAUAGCCAAGAAAGCAAUAAGAUGGCACCAUUAGAAGUAAACAACAAAGUACCACACAAAAAGCAAAAACAGUCACAAGCAAUCUCUGCGUCAUAUGAAAAUGUCCAUGACAUGUCUUCAUCAAAAUCAAAGACAGAUACUUUUAAACCUCACUGUCAGAUAUCAUCAACUGCAAAGGGUGCAACGUUCCAGACAGCUCGUUCUGCUAACAAGGUGGCACUGUCGUUGUGUCCCAACCUAAGACAGCCAGACUCGCUCCUAAAACAAGCAGUGCGAACAAACGCUCAUCGUAGGUUGCUUGGUAGCAGCAAUGCUUUGGAAACAGCUGCCAGUAUACCCUCUUCAGGAAAGAUACAGUGA